CACAUGACCUUGGGUGGACCUUGCCUCCAGUGGGGACAAAGGGCAGAGGCCUGUCCUUGCUCACCUCGCUGCCUGGGCGCGCGCUCCGCCCUCGCUCUGGGUUGUUUCCGGGCAGAGGACAGCUCUCUCCCGACUGGGACUCAGCCCUCGUCCACCGUGCCAGCUGGGACCAGCCUGGCCCUCGCCUGAGCAGGAACGGGCCUGGGAGCCACCUGCAGGCCCAGGGCGGCCUGCAGUGAUUGCUGGAGAGUGCUCAUGUUGGACCCGGACCCAGCCCACACCUUCAAGCUGGUUCUCCUGGGCAGCGAGUCUGUCGGCAAAUCCAGCCUGGCCCUCCGCUUCGUCAAGGAUGACUUCAGAAGCGGCCUGCCCACCGUGGGGUGUGCCUUCUUCACCAAGGUGGUGCAGGUGGGGGUCGCUCCGCUCAAGUUUGAGAUCUGGGACACGGCGGGCCAGGAGAAGUACCACAGCGUCUGCCGCCUCUACUUCCGGGGUGCCAACGCCGCACUGCUGGUGUACGACGUGGCCAGCAAGGAGUCCUUCCUCAGGGCCCAGCAGUGGCUUCGGGACCUGGAGGGCGAGCUCCUGCCCAGCGAGGUUGUAGUGAUGCUGGUGGGCAACAAGACGGACCUCACCGAGGAGCGGGAGGUGACCUCCGAGGAGGGGAAGGCGUUUGCUGAGAGCAAAGGGCUGCUGUUUGCAGAAACCUCGGCCAAGCAGAACCACCAGGUGACCGAGGCCUUCAGCACUGUGGCCCAAGAGCUACUGCGGAGAGAAGAGGAGCAGGCAGGCCAGAGGCACCAUGGGGACCCCGGAGUGGAUCUCAACCAAGGCGCUCCCAGGCAGGCCAAAUGCUGUGCCCCCUAGAAGCUGCUGUUCCCCUGGACCAUGGGGGGCUGCCCGGAAGAAAGGUCUCUGCUGGUCAGCAGAGGGAGUAUGCUGACCAUGGCCCUUGAUUCUGAGUCCCUGUGGGCGGUCACUGGGGGAGUCCUGAGCCUGGAGAUACUGAAAAACCACCUCCAGGGUGGCGCGGGCAUCAUGUCCAGCCCCUCUCCCAGGGCUGUCUGUAAGACUCCUGGACACUGGGAUACUGUCCUCCAGGCCUGAGAGGGCUCUGGAAGGACUCUGGUUGUUAAGGGGAGUGGACAGGUGCCUGACUCCUGUGCUGGGCAGGGCCGGGCCCCCCUGCUUCAGAGGUGGGG
Molecule: messenger RNA, 1202 nt
Organism: Echinops telfairi (small Madagascar hedgehog)
Lineage: Eukaryota; Metazoa; Chordata; Mammalia; Afrosoricida; Tenrecidae
Gene: RAB17
Product: RAB17, member RAS oncogene family
Exons: 6
Coding region: 256-867 (203 amino acids)
Cellular component (GO): endosome
Molecular function (GO): GTP binding; GTPase activity
Source: RefSeq, a predicted model, not a curated record